Molecule: messenger RNA, 582 nt
Organism: Cryptosporidium ubiquitum
Lineage: Eukaryota; Apicomplexa; Conoidasida; Eucoccidiorida; Cryptosporidiidae
Product: guanylate kinase
Exons: 1
Coding region: 1-582 (193 amino acids)
Biological process (GO): purine nucleotide metabolic process
Cellular component (GO): cytosol
Molecular function (GO): GMP kinase activity
Source: RefSeq, a predicted model, not a curated record
AUGAAGGAUAUUCUGGUAAUCUGCGGUCCAAGUGGAGUGGGGAAAGGAACUUUGAUUUCCUACCUUAUGAAGGAGUUUCCUGAGAAGUUUGGGUUUUCAAUUUCUCAUACCAGCAGAUGCCCCAGAGGGGGAGAGUCUAAUGGGAAGGAAUACCAUUUUUGCUCAAGUGAGGAGUUUAAGAGUAUGAUAUCUAUUGACGGUUUUGUUGAGUAUGCGGAAGUACAUGAGCACUUUUAUGGCACUUCCAAACAAGCAAUAGAAAACAUUAUUGAUCAGGGAAAGAUCUGUUUAAUUGAUAUUGACGUCCAAGGAGUCGAGCAAAUCCAAAAAUCCUCUUUCGGAGAUAGGGCAUAUUAUAUUGGUAUUCUUCCAAAGUCUCAGGAAGACUUGGAGAAAAGACUUAGAAAGAGAAAAACAGAUUCGGACCAGGCAAUUCAAGUCAGGCUAAAAAAUUCUACUCAGGAAAUUGAAAGGAUUAAAUGCAAUCCAAAUAUUUACAAAUUAGUGAAUGACGAUUUGGAAACUGCGUGUAAUGAAAUUGGUGCACUAGUUAAAUCAUUUUGGGAAGAUAUUUCUCAAUAA